Hibiscus syriacus is the source of this 1257-nucleotide messenger RNA. RefSeq names its product probable inactive leucine-rich repeat receptor kinase XIAO. The coding region runs from base 1 to 1257 and encodes 418 amino acids. The record is from RefSeq and is a predicted model, not a curated record. Gene Ontology annotation, molecular function: protein binding. NCBI's taxonomy places the organism in Eukaryota, Viridiplantae, Streptophyta, Magnoliopsida, Malvales, Malvaceae. The transcript has a single exon.
AUGCAUUCCUUUGAUUGUUCUUCUUCUUCAUGUGUCAUCUUCUUUGCUGCAAUUCUCUCUUUCCUUCUUACGUUUUCUCAUUCGUUAACGUUACAAUCGGACAUCGAAGCUCUUCAAUCCCUUAAACUCUCCGUCGAUCCGAACAUGAUCCCGCCGUCGUCGUACCUCACGACUUGGGAUUUCUCGGCCGAUCCAUGCGAGACUUCCGGUUCGAAAUUCCUGGGAAUUUUAUGCUCUUUCCCUCAAGGCAACUCAACGAGCCGAAUAACAGCGCUCGAGCUUGAUAGCGUUGGAUAUGAGGGAUUUUUACCACCCAGAAUAGGAACACUUACCGCACUCACCACACUCGACCUCAGCGGUAACAAGUUCAGAGGGCCGGUGCCGGAGACCAUAAAGAACCUCAACAAACUAACCAGAAUCUCUCUUUCCGGUAACUUUUUUACCGGCGGUAUCUGGACAUGGAUAUACAGGUUGAAGAAGCUUGAAAGGAUAAACCUGUCUGGAAACCAACUCUCCGGUCGGAUCCCUGCUCGGAUUUCCAAGCUAAGAAGAUUGACUCACUUAAGCCUAUCGAACAACGAGUUUUCACAAAGAAUUCCCAGCCUUUAUGCAUUGGAAAACCUGCAGACACUCGAGCUCGACUCGAACAUAUUGAUCGGAAGCUUGCCAAAGCUUCCUUCAGGGCUAACAACUUUAAGAUUGUCACACAACAAACUGACAGGCCAUAUCACAUCAUUAGUUGACCUCGAGCAUCUAUUAUACAUAGAUUUGAGUGAUAACUGGUUUUCAGGACCUGUUAACCGGGGAGUUCUUGCAUUACCUCGGUUGACAUACCUCAAUGUCUCCUUCAACAAGUUCAAAAAAAUGGAGGUGAACAACUACUUCGGAAGCGGGUCCAGGCUUCGAACGCUCGACGCGCAAUGGAAUCUCCUGCAAGGUCAUUUACCGGUUAAGUUGGUGAACUUCGAGAGAUUAGUAGUGAUUAAUCUGUCACACAAUCAGUUUACAGGUGAAAUCCCCAUAGGGUAUGCACAAAGAUUGGGGAGGCCAUGGAGAACCCUGUUUUUAGAUCAUAACUACUUAUUGGGUCGCGUUUCGGUAGAGUUCGGCAGCGCCGUCGCGAGGAUUAGAGGUAGUCUGGCGAAUAAUUGCCUGAGAUGCCCUUUAAGGAUCCCGCUUUGCCGGGGGCAGCAGAGGCCGGCAUCGGCAUGCCAUGGUUAUACUCAAAAUACCACGAAUCAUUUAGAGAACUAUUGA